GAGGAAGAUGCCAAAUGCCAUUUGCUACAAUAUUGGCGAUGGAAUUGGGACGAAGGCUGGCUGCGACUCGCUUGUGAAGUGACCGUCAUCGUGCUGGUCAUCUUUCAGAUUCUUCUCGACGUCCGUGAUAUCCGACGAAUCGGCAGAGCCAAAUGGUUUUCUGUACUGCCAAACUCCUCUACAAAGUGUCCGUUCAUAUUGGUUCUGUGCGAAAUUCCUAUUCGAUUUUCUUGCCACCUUCAUGACGCGUUUCUGGCCGCCGACAACUUCAUCGCUGCUAUCGCCGUUGUUCUCACGACGCUUCACUACCUUUACUACUGGCUAUACGAAAAAUUCGAAAUUACGUGGCGUGGAUUCACUGAG
This is a messenger RNA of Ostertagia ostertagi, 363 nucleotides long. The record is from the annotation of a GenBank genome assembly. NCBI's taxonomy places the organism in Eukaryota, Metazoa, Nematoda, Chromadorea, Rhabditida, Trichostrongylidae.